AUGACCAAUGUUAUCACCCGAAAUCUCCAUUUUUAUUAUGAAAUCAUCGUUUUUGUGGCAUCAUGGUUCCUUGGAUUCUUGGUUCUCUACGUGGUGAAGACCCGAACCCCAAAAUACCUUCGCAAUUACAGUAGGAUGAUUACGUGGAAUACGAUCGUCGACCUCUUCUUUUCAUUGGUGUCUGUGAUUCUAAUGGGGGUAGGUUUGAAAUAUUUUUUGAAUUACUUUUUUGUGUAUGCCAUUUUUUAAACUAAAAUAGAACACUGCGUAUUUUACUACGAAUUUAUAUAAAUUCCAUGUUUUAGAUUUAUCCCCCAUUUUCAGACCCUUGACGUCCGCUCCGGCCUCCUCUACAUUGUCGUCGACAACCCUUACCAUCCCAUCAACAAAUGCCUUGGCGCCUUCACCGCCUCUCUAUGGACCUUCUCCGUGUACUUGACAGUCAUCGCGAUCCCGUUGCAAUUCAUUUAUCGCCACAGUUUAAUCGCUCGAAACAAGUCUUACUCUACUGGCAAACUGACACUGAUUAUUAUGGGAUUUGUCACCUACGCGCUCAUCCAUUCGGCUCUGUGUCCAGCCACAAUGCAGACGCGCACUCCCGAAUACGACGCCAUUCUGGAGCAGAACCCAAUCUUCCACAAGAACUUGCCUAGCGCGUAUUUGGUGGGCGAUGCAAAGAAGUCGACGGCUUAUUUCAUCCAUAUUUGGCAUUGCCAGAUCUUUUUGAUCCUGUCUUAUGCAAUAACAGUAGUGGUGGGAUACAAGACAUUCAAGGAGAUCAGAUCCAACAGACAUGAGCUGACUGAAGAGAGGCAGGAAAUGCAAAGGGAAAUCAGCAAAAUCAUGGUGUUGCAGGUGGGGUUUUUUGAACUUUACUCUCUAAAAAGGUUGUACAGGGUGCGCCAAAAAAAAGGAAACUCAUGUUUAUAGCUAUAUUUUAUUUAUCAACGUAUAUUUAGUAAUAGUAACAAUCAAUAACAGUAAUACGGAGUUUAGUAACUAUUAUGUUCAACCGGUUUCGGCGUGGCCCCUUUCGCGGCGAUAAAAAGGUCCAAAAUCGAGGUCCUUAUGUUUGGCAUCCUAAAAAGACAUGACAUUUAAAAGAUAUGGACAUAAAAAUGACAGGACUAGGACAAUAAAACACGGAAAUUUCAAUAGUAAAACAAUCAUUGGGCUAUACCUAAAAGUUUUCGCGCUAGGACCCGCGAAAAAAGUUUCCAUGUUUUUGCAGCACCCUUACAAAACGGUGUAAACGGACUAGAACGUAAGCAACAAGUAUAAAAAGGUAAAAUACGUUCGCGAAAAAUAGGAUUCUUUUAUGAUUUUAUCAGAUUUAGACGAGACAUAGCUCCAUUGAAGAGUUGGGGUUUUCCAGAAACAAACAGGUUUUUUAUGGUCAAAAAGUUGGUCAAAAUUCGACGGUUUUUUUGUAGGUGCAUGAAAAAUUUCAGCCUCUUCAUGUCACUCUGUCGGGAAAAUAAUGAAUAUAAUGCUGUUCCACCGACACUGAAUUGAAAAGCUACUACAGUGAGGGACCUGAUUCAGUGGCCAAAAACGUACUAUUUUGUAUCCGGGAAGUAUCAAAAAUGUAGCAAAAUGCUUCCCUCUCCAAGUGAAAAAGCUCAGAUUUCAAAAGCGCGCCCGCUCUUUUUUUGUGAGGCAAAAGGGCGCGCCCUUCAAAACGAAGUUUUUUCACUUGGAGGGGGGAAGCAUUUCGCCACAUUUUAGAUACUUUCCAGAAGCAAAAUGGUACUUUUUUUGCCACUGGAUCAGGUCCCCCUCUGUAUUUGAUCUUGCCGCGAUACAAUUCAUUUUUUUCGAUUGCGAUGCUUUUUUUUGAUGCGACAUUACGCUCAUUAUUUUCCCGACAAACUGAUAGUUCUAAUGCAACAUUUCUAAAGAAGUUCUUUUGUAAAUUGUGCUGACUGCUUCACGAUGUAUAUUUUCAGGCAAUCUACCCCAUAAUCGCAUUGGUUAUUCCCCUACUUGUCAUUGUCGCGGUUCCCUUCAUCUCCGACGAAACCGGUGGCCAACACUUUUAUUGGGUUGGAAUGGUCGGGAUUGGAUUGGUCAACCUGAUUCCGAUUCUGAAUUCUCUUUCUGUCAUCUUUGUCAUUCCUCAGUAUAGAAGUGUUUUGGGAAUAUCGGACUAAAAAAUUUAUUUUUUUUUCGUUUUUUUUCUCGAGUAUAAAAAAAUUCACCGUAUUUAAAAAAAUUAUUGUUGUGGUGUUGUAUAUUUCAUUUUUUUUGAUUUUGAAAUUUUCAACGGUCUCUGAGAUUGUUUGUUAUACACAGUUUUCGAGCACUCUUUUACGCCGAAGAAAUGCAAAUUUUCAUUUGAAAAUCUUGAUGAUUUUUUCUGAAGGCUGAGUUAAAAGUCACAGAUAGGUUACAAAAAAAAGAUUUUCUAUUUUUUCUCAAGUUUCAAAGUUUCAUUAGGAGUUGAAAUUACUCUAAAAUUCCCAAAAAAUUACAAAAAUGUUUUACCUUCACAAAAAAAUUUUAUUUUUAAAAAUUGAAUUAAUUAAGAAAGGAUAUGAUUUGGUAAACGUAUUUUACACUUAUUUUUUCAAUCGAACUUCCAUCUGGCUAUAUACCACGUUGAGUUCAAAAAAUUAAAAAUAAACUCAAAAAAUGUCUCUUUCUCUCUACUACAAUAUAAACCGAAGGGCAAUUAUUCGGGAAGCGCGAUUGAAUCGUCAAAAAAUUAACCUUGAAGUUGUGUGAUUGGAUAAUUUGCUGCUUUAUAACCGGCAACAAAGCCCGGGUUUCCUAUUGAAUUUUUGCUUUUUAAUCUCUCGUUUCGCCCGUGGAUUACUGUAAUUUUGCAAGAGCAAUUACAGUGUUUUGGUUGUUACUGGUCUUUGUGCUGAAUAAAAAACGUAUUUUAAAAAAGCUUUUUUUGAAAUUUUUGUUGUUUUGCAAGUCCCUGAGUUUUUUUUCAGAGAUAAAAUUUCCCUGGUAAUGUCGGGAAAUGUGACACGAACCGUUCAUUUUUACUUUGAAAUCGGCGUUUUCCUCGCAUCAUGGCUCCUUGAAUUCUUAGUACUCUACGUGGUUCAGACACGAACUCCGAAAUACCUUCGUGCUUACGGCAAGAUGAUAGCGUGGAAUACGAUCGUCGACCUGUUCUUCUCAUUGGUUUCGGUGGUUCUAAUGGGGGUGGGUUUGAGUUGUUUCUUAUUCACUUUGGCACUGUGAAAGGGCUUGGAGUUAUCCAAAAAUAGUAGAGAACGUCGUCGCUUGGGAAAGCCGACAAUUCGCGAAUAGAAUAUUUUUUUGCUAGCCAAGUCUAAUUGGUAAUCAAAGCUCAAAAAAAUAUGAAUUUGAAGUCUCCUUCCACUAUCCAUGCCCUUAAUUGGGCCUGGAACGAUCUUUCCCGAGAAAAAAAAUCAAUUUCCGAUAUACUAUCAGUCUGUCGGGAAAAUAGUGGGCCUUUUGUCGCUGCGCCAAUCAUUUCUGAACUGAAAAGCAAUUUGAUUUUUUUGAGAUCCAUUCAGUUUCUUGGCGGUGAUGCGAUUUCUGAUGCGCCCAAGUUUUCUUUAUUUUCCCGACUGACUGAUAUGUUAGCCACGAACUGAAUUAUACAUUUCGUAAACGUUCAGACCCUCGACGUUCGCUCUGGUCUUCUCUACAUUGUGAUUGACAAUCCGUAUCACCCAACGAACAAGACAUUGGGAGCUUUCUCCGCUUCUUUAUGGACCUUUUCCCUGUACUUAACGGUCCUUGCAAUUCCGUUGCAAUUCCUUUACCGCUAUGGAAUUCUCGCUCGAAGCAAGCCUUAUUCCAAGGGCCAGAUCUUAAUAAUGAUUUGUGGUUUUGUGGUCUACGCCUUGGCCCAUUCGGCGUUGUGUCCGGUGACGAUGCAGAAUCGGAGCAAAGAAUACGACGAGCUUCUGGAGCUGAAUCCGAUUUUCCAGAAGAACCUGCCCAAUGCGUAUCUAGUUGGGGAUGCGGUAAGACAAUUUUGGGCGUAAAAUUAAACAUGUACCGAAUUCAGAGAACCUCACACGCAAAUCGCCUGCAUAUCCUCCAUUGUCAGAUCAUUUUGCUGGUCUCUUAUGGCGUUACAAUUGUCGCUGGUUAUAAGACGUUCAAAGCGAUCAGAUCGAACAGACUUCAGUUGAAUGAAGAAAGGGAGGAAAUGCAGAGGGAGAUCAGCAGAAUCAUGGUGUUGCAGGUGGGUUUGAAGCAAAAUCAAAGUCUAAAGUAAUCAAAAAAUCUUGUUGAAAGCAAUGAAACAGUUAACAUUAUGAAGUGUAAAAUGCGCGAUGGUCACCACAGAAGAUCGUAUUUACUCGCUGUUUAAAUCAUUGGACGAGCUGUACAAGCUUUUUUCUAAAUUUCACAAGUUACUGCAGCCAAAAAUCUGUAUGACGAAUCGCUAGAGAUCAAAAUAUUGAUUCAUUUUCGGUUUCAUUGGUUGUUGUUUUUGGCCUAGAAUUGACUCUUUGAACAGCUAAAACUUUUUAUGCUAAAGCUACAACGUAUUUUCAUUUUGAAUAUCCAAUUUGAAAAAAUCGGAACUUUUUUCAAAACUAACUGUUCAUGGUCGUUACUAGAACAGUUAAAAAUCGAAUUUUCAGGCAAUUUACCCGGUGGUUGCGAUGGCAAUUCCUCUCUUUUUCCUAGCGGCAGUUCCGUUUUUUCAUAGUGAAGAUGAGAUCAAUUUCUAUUGGCUUGGGAUGGUCGGCAUUGGAUUGGUGAAUUUGAUUCCAAUUUUGAACUCGCUUUCUGUCAUCUUUAUGAUUCCACAGUACCGAAAGGCAGUUUGCUGUUGAAAAAAUUGAAAAAUAGUUUUUUUUCGAUAUUACACUUGUAGAUAUUCUUUGAAAUAAAGAUGGCAUAAAUUUUUGAGAUUUUUUGUCAUUUUUUCGAAAAAAAAACUUUUGUGGUCUCCCAACCAAAAUUUGAAAAAUCGAGAAUUAUUUAAAAUUUUUUGAAAUUUCAAAAAAUUUCUUGAAAUUUCAAAACCCCAAUGAUUCAGAAUCCGUCUCGCCUUAACUCCAAUUUGAAUUCCGCAUUAUCUCGUUGCAUCGCGGGUCUUAACGCCGCGCUGAAAUUGACCGUCGCGCAAACAAAAGGUCUGAAUUUACAGUGGCCACUGAAUCCCAUGGCCAAGAGUUGUUUCAGGGAAUUAGCUGAUUCAUUCUCAUUCUUGGUUCGAACCGCAAACUCACUCUCUGCCUCUCUCUCCCACUCGGCAAACAAUGGGUUUCAGGUUUGAGGGCGAUCUGCGGAACGACUGCAACUGCUUGAUGACGUUUGGUAAUUAGUAGUUAGCGAGUGGGUAAAGGGGGUGGAAUAUCAGUCUGUCGGGAAAAAAUGAGCAUUCUGUUGCAUCAAAAAUCACAAUGCCGCCGAGAAAAUGAAAAAAAAAAUGAAUUGUGUCGGGGCAAAAUCUAAAUGAUUUUUUUCAGCCACGCAAUCGGCGCAGCGUCAUUGCGCUCUUUAUUUGAAUUUAUACAUACUGAUAGUAUUUUCAUAAAGUGCGUAGACUUUUUUUGCCUAUUGUGGCGGACGAACAGUGCACUUUGCCUUUCUCUUUUUUAUCGCGAACGCACCGUGCAUUUUCUUUCUCUGUUUUCCGCACAGAGAAAACUUGAAAAAACGGUUUUGUUUUUCACUGUGAACGAUUAGGCCAAAACGCAGCGAAAAAAGCCUAUUUCUCGGAAAUAUUUUGGCGCUAGGAACUGGCACAUUCUCAAAAUAAAAUCUAACCUCUGUUUGACAAACUUGCGCACAAUGAAACCUGUCUAUAACAAACAAUUUCAGAGGUCCCAAAGGCCAAGUUUAUGCCAAAAUGAACCUCAGUAUAACAAAACCUUUCUAUGACGAAUCAUUUUUUUAUUCUUUGCGGUUUGAUGCACAGAGGUCAUUUUUCAUUUUUUAUAUUUGGUUAUAGUCAGAGAUUGCCACGGCUCCGGAGCCGGCUCUUGGCUCCGGCUCUGAGCGGCUCCGGCUCCGAGCCGGGAGCCAGAGCCGGAGCCGGAAAUUUUGGGGUCGGCUCCGGCUCCCGAGCCCAAAGUCGGAGCCAGGCUUCCCAGCGGUCAGAAAAGUAAAAAUUUCGUGAUCUUGUUAAUCCAAAUUGCUUGAAAAAACACUGCGGAGGAUGUGACUUGGCUGCAAAAACGUUGGCUGUAUGAUCUCUGGCAUUAAGAAAUUUUACUUCUGAAAAAAUGUUUCACAAAAAUUUUGCAUAGGAGCCGAAGUUCGGAGCCGGAGACGUUUUUUAAAUUUUGCACGGAGCCGGGAGCCGGAGCCGGAGCUGCAAAUUUGGCCUCGGCUCCGGCUCUGGGAGCUAAGAGCCGGAGCCGGAGCCGAAAUUUUGACCGUGGCAAUCUCUGGUUAUAGUCGAUAAAUUUACCUCUUCUACUGGUAUAUUACUAUUUCAUUGAUUAAAUUUAUAAGUUGUAGUGUGUACCAUAAUUAUCUGUACAUAAAUGAAGCUAAAGUUCAUCCUUUUUUAUCCAGAAAGCUGGACCACCCUAUAUAAUCCAUCUUUAUAAAACCCCCUCAAAAAUCCCUUUUCCAAUCAUUUUUCGAGAUAUUUGAUAUUGACUUAAUAUUUAUUUAAUAUUGACCAGCCUUAUGUCCAUUCCUCUACGUCUUGUUUGCGCAAGAUAUAAGCCAUGUAAACGCUGAGCAUUUUUUUGAGUGAGUGAAUUGAACGCGUGUUCUACGGCUUAUUGCGUGCACUCGAAAUCAUCGAAAUUCACGAUGGAAAUUGGAUAGUUAUUCUUGGGAGGUUGAUUGAUUACUCAUUCGAAAUAAAUCCGCUUACGUCGCGCGUUGUAUUUCCGCCUUCUGGAGAUUGGGAGGCGAUUGGGGAAAGUGGAACAACUGACGUCCAUAGAGCUGAUUUUAGACGCCUGAGGGGUUGUUUGGGACUGUCAAUUUUAUGAUAUUUUUCAUCAUAAUAUAUACUUUGAUAUCUAUAUCUUUUUGGUCCCUUAUUCGACACUUUUCUCUCCCUAAUCUAUGACUUAAUGAAGAGUUCAAGAUCUAAGGAAAGUUUUUUUGAAACCAGAAAUCUCCAACGAAAUUCCAUCAAACUUUACGAACACAGUUUUCCUCGCGAUUUACUUUUCCUCCGCUCCAAACGAAGAGGGGAAACCCCUCAGGGUCUCAAGUGGCCGAAACGGACAAUGUCCCAAAAAUAUCGCUGGAAAGUAAUCUUGACCCCCAAGUCAUGAACCGAUUGCUGUUCAAGAGGCCUUCGUUGUAAUGGUGUUUUUUAUUUCGCUUUUUACUUCUGAACUCCAAAAAAUUUUUCGUCCGAUCUUUGAAGUUUUUCAAAAUUUGUUAUCGGUUUUUUGGACUUUUAAUUUUUUUUUGUAAAAUGCGCUUGUUUAAAAUUGUGGAAAUUAAAAAUUAAAAAAAAAUUUUUUUGAAAUUUUUUAGCUAAAAUGUUUUUACUAAUAUACGACGAUAGCCAACAUUUUUAACCAUAUUUUUUAUGCUCCUCGCCGUUGUAAAAUUUUUUUUUCACCUAAAAACCAUUUUUUCAGAAUUCCCCCCAGAUGAUUUCAUAUUGAAAAAAGUAUUCAAAUCUUUCAAGUAAUGCGACAGAUUCUAAUUUUACUCCCCAAUUUGGCGUUUUUGCCCGUUAUUUUGUCACAAAUCAGUCAGCAUGUCCAGCCGAAUCAGCCGUGCAAUCCGGAUUCGGACCUGCUUCUCAUGGAGAACAGGGCGUUGAGUCCGGCGGCGUAUUUGCGGUGUGUUGCGAUUGGAAUUGGGUGAGUUUUCCGGCAAGGUAUACAGUACAGGAGAAAGCCCAAAAUGUGGGAAUUUUGCGAAACUUGACGUAAAUUUGAAUUUAUUUUUUUCUGAAAAAUUUCAAGUUUUGUAGCUCGCGUAUUGCAGAAACAACCAAGAUUUUUGGCCAAAAAAUCGGCCUAAAUACGGCUCAUUCUAUGCAUGAAAAAUUUGCCGGCUUGGCAUAGAUACGGCCAAAAGGAAUUGCUCUUUCUUUGACCGCUCUCCGCAUUUCCCAGACUCUUUGACAAGAAAGAAUGUUGAAUAAGUUGGCUGCCCUUUCAAAGCGCGGACUAAGAUUUUCAGAAAUUUAUUGUGCGGCCUAGACCGAAAUAUCCCCCAAAAUUUUUAAAAAAUCCCAGAGUUGCACUUAUGGCGCUUCUCUUGUUAGCGCAAUUGGCCCUUACAUAGGCUCUAGGUGUUCUAAAGUAUGACGUGUUUUCCGAAAUCUCAACUUUCAGCGGUCUCGGUUAUUGGACUCAAAACUUCUGUCCAGCUGGUAUGGUCUUUGAGUUUCUGAGUCAACAGUGCAAAUAUCCGGCGGCGCCGACCAAUGAAAUUCAAAGUAACAGUGUUCGAAAGGAACUGGAACUCAUGAAUAUUGGUAAGCACUGCCUAAUAUUCAAUCCUUAAUUAAUUCUUAAACUUUUCAGCGAUUCUAAACGGCUCCUGCAUUCAUGGCGAGCAAUGUAUUGGAGGGACGGUCUGUGACCCAAUUCAAGGCCGCUGUCUCUGUCCGUAUGGAACUGUAGCCAAUUUGGAGACAUUGUCUUGUACCGCAACCCCUGCCUUGGGCUCAGUUCAGAUGCCUAAGCAGUCAGCGCCGGGUGAAAGUUGCGCCAAUGGGGAGAAAUGUUCGGGCGGCUCGAUUUGUGUCACUUCUUUGUGGAAGUGCCUAUGCCCUCAGGAGUUGGAGAAUGUUAAUGGGCAAUGUGUUCAGCCAACUUAUGCUGCUAGAGGUAAGGUGGAGAAUUAAGUCCGCGACGGAUUACUGCGAUAAUUUUACCGCUAAGUCUCCGUAAAAAAGUCUAGUCGGGUAUACAAAGAAAUUUUUAUGUCAUUCCCGACUUUAUCAUCCUUUUAAUCCGCCAGAAUCCAUUAUUCUUGCUCAAACGCUUUCCUACUCAAUUUUCAAACCUUCCAGCCUGAUCUCCAAAAAACCUCGGCUGAUAAUGACCCUAAAACCGCUAGUUAUCCUCGCUCUAAUCCCCCUUUUACCCACUCCAUUUCAGUUCCCUUGCAUGGCCAAUGCUCGGUCUCGGCGCAGUGCCCAGACGGGAGCUCCUGCGUUAACAAUCAAUGUCUCUGCAUCUCCCCUUACGUUGAGCUUCAAGGCGCGUGCGUUGAAGCGCAAAAGCCGGCGCAAAAGACGGCCGGACCAGGAGAACUUUGCAAUCACGGAGAAGUUUGUCAACGAGGCUCAGUGUGCGACUCCAAAAUCCCGGUCUGCGUUUGCCCGCCGGGCACGGAUUUGGAGAAUGGGGAAUGUGUUCAAGUUCGAACCACUUUGGCCGCUUUGAAUACUUUCUAUACUAAACCUACCAAAAGUAAGACUAACGACUUGUUUAGGUCCAAUUUUUUUGAUGUAUAUGCUACAUGUAAUGGCCGGAAGAAUCGUUUUUCUAACCCUUAUAAUCUCGUUUUAGCGUGGGUUGAUCCUCAAAAAUCAUAUGGCAAAUACGGCCCUCAACCGCCACAGCCCUAUCCCCAAGCUCCGCAGCCCCCAACAGUCCUCAACACUCGGCCUCAGUCUCAGGUCAUCUUUCCGUCUCAGCCGGCUCCGCCGCUUUAUACGGCGGUCCCUCCUCAACCAACCCCACAAACGGCCCCACCAACUCAAGCGCGGACUGUGCCCUCAUUUCCAACUCAACCGUUGACGGCGCCUGCGCGUUCGGUCACAAGCCGGCCCCAGAAUCCCUUCCGAAUCAUGUCGACGCAGAAGGUGGAAGUGGGCAAACCCUGCACGCUGAAUGCUGACUGCACUGCUGACGCUUACUGCAAUGGAAAUACAACUCCACCAACAUGCCAAUGCCUCUCAACGCAUGUGGAAAUCAACAGCAAAUGCGAGAAAAGUAAGUAAAAGGAGUUGAUUGUAAUCGAGUGUUAGUUAUGUACCCGGGUCAGACCGGUUGCAACGCCGAUAAGCAAUGUCAAGCAGCGUUCCCCGGGACCUCUUGUCAGAACGGUCAAUGUGUAUGCCCGCAGGGUCUUGUAGCCAAAGAACAGACUUGUGUUGUCGGUAGGUAGAUAAGGCUUUGCGAGUGUUCUAACUGUGUGGCUUGAAGUUACAGUACCUAAUUUUUACAACCUAAAAUCUCCCUUUAAACCUCAAACUCAUAAUUAUAACGUCACUAACUCCCUCCUCUAACCCGCUUUCCCGCUUGCAGUGUACAAAACGCCUGGCCAAAGUUGCGAUGGCGCCUCCAAGAGCCAGGAAUGUAUCCUGGGCGCCGAGUGCAUAGACUCUCAAUGCGAAUGCAUUCCGCCUCUACUCAACUGGAAACACCGUUGUGUCCAUCGCGAUGACAUUCACUUGUAUCCCAACGAAACCAUGGCUUGUGUGGAGACGCUGGAUUGUCCAACUGGCUUCAGUUGUCUUCAAGGAUCUUGUCAAUGCGGGCUCGGCUCUGUCUUGCAGAAUGGUCGAUGUCUGAUGGAUCCUUUGCGAUCUAUGCAGUUUGAGCCAACGACUAGCGAGUAUGGUCUAGAUCUGAUGAAUAACACGGACUCUGAAAAUGCAGGAGAAGGUUUGGGGCCUGCUGAUUCGUUGUUGCUCUCCAAACAAGCCGCGGAGAGUCUGGAGAAGAUUUUCAACGUCCUAAUAAAGAUGAAGCUGGAUUCGAUUGAUACGGAGAACAGGGAAAAGGACAACAGCACCAUAACAGAGCCCAAUGAGUUUCUAAAUUCGACCUUAAAUGAUGAUCUAACUUCUCUUCCGGAUUCAUCGCUUCUUUGGUUCCAAGAUGGGCCCAAAGAAAUCCAUGAAAUGUCGCUACAGUCAUCGCAAAUCGAGUUCUCAAGAAGGAAACGGUCGGUGGGAGCGAGCGCGAAAAUUGUUGGAGAACCAUGUUUAGAAGGGGAUAUUUGCCUUAACGGAACUUCUUGUAUUAAUGGAACUUGCUCCUGUCCGCCGGAGUAUGAAAUGAAGGUUCGUUUUGAGUUCUAAUAGCCAAACAAGAGCCUUUGAGUCGGCUGAAAUCUAUGUCUCCAGUAAUAAAAUCUAUUUUCAGAGCGGAAAAUGCCGUAAAAUCUCAAGAAUCGUCGACUUGAACCAACGAUGCGACGUCUCCGUGGAUCAUUGCAAAAACGGCGCCGACUGUCGUCGUGGGAUUUGCGUAUGCGUUGACGGAGCCCUCGAGCAAGCGCAGAAAUGCCGACAACGAGUUGGUGGCUCGUGUGCGCACGGCGAAGAAUGUACAGGCGGCUCCGAAUGCGACAAAAAGUCUUCCAAAUGUGCCUGUCCUACCGGUUACUUUGAGGAGAAACGGAAAUGCGUGAGAAAACUGUCGAGUGUCGGGGAAUCUUGCAGCGACGGAGAGUUGUGCACUGGGAGCGUAUGCAAGAACGGGAAAUGCGAAUGCGCUUCGGAGGAUUACGAGGUGAUGGAUGGGAAAUGCGUCCGGAUUCGGAUGGUUCAGGAUAACACAACCUUGCUUCAUAGUCCACCCAAAAAGGAGAGGAGUACAACGACAACGAUAAAGCCAAAAACCAAAUCCAAACCAAAGUCAACAAAACAGAAUAAAAAUAAGGGAAAGAAGAUGAGUAGUUUGCCAGUUCCUCCGCCACAGUUGGCCACAGCGAAGCCCGGCCAAAUGUGUGCCGAUGGCGAGGCUUGUAUGGGCGGAUCGAUUUGCAAGGACGGCAUUUGCAGUUGCUCCGAUGAGGAGAUCAUUGUGGAUGACAAGUGUGUGAGUAGCGACGGAGAAGCUCUACAGGUAAGACUUGAUCUCAAGGCACGAUAAGCUAGGGUUCCAGAGAUUUCACUGUGCUAUUUCCAGGCUAUAGAACGUAUCACAAGAUCAGCUCCGGGCCAACUUUGCACGGACGAGACUAUUUGCACUGGGAAUUCGAUUUGCGUUGCCAAUGUGUGCGUAUGUCCGGAGGGCUCAACUCUAUUCCAAAAAGAAUGUCUGAAACGAGGACAGGGUAGCGAUAUCAGCUCGAUGAAGUCGCAGUCCAGCUUGUUCAACAUAAACGCUCUGGACGCGUUGGAUAGUGCCGUCAAGACCGUCGUUCCGGGUGCAAUGUGCAAGCUCUCCCUCGAAUGCCCUUACCGGACCGAAUGUAUUCGCGGAGUGUGUCGAUGCCAACGUGGCGAAACCAUCGUCAACGGGAUGUGCCGAAAAGCAAUUCAUGAGGUUCCGCCUGGUGGUCGUUGCGAUGCCCAAAAAGGUCUUGACUGUGUGGGAGAGUCGCAUUGUUUCUACGGAAUCUGUGUCUGCUUGUAUGGGUUGGUCACUACCGCACAUGAAUGCGCUUCUUCCGAAGUUUUAAAGAUUGCGGAUCCGGGCGAGUCUUGCGAAUUGAGUCAGCAAUGCGGCGGAGGCUCUGAAUGUGUGCGCGGGAUAUGCGAAUGUCCCAAAGACAAAGUUUUGGAUGCCGAGAAGUCGCAAUGUCUCUCUAAGCCAUCGAAAGGCUUCUUUUCGUAUCCGGACGGAAAAACGGAUGGCGAGAAGCCAGACAAUCUGAUCUACGGGAAUCCGGAUGAGAUCCCACAUGGUCGAUUCAAUCAAAUCCUCUCUGCGAAGCAGAUGAGCAUCAACGUCGUGGACCUGGAGACGCUCAAGUCGCUGAUCGGUGGUCAAUUCUCGAAGCUGGGCGGGAAUGGGGAGAAGUGCGACGACAACUACUGCACGAGCGGAGCAAGAUGCGUAAGGGGUUUAUGCCAAUGUCCAGACGGUUAUCAGGAUGAAAACGGCUACUGCCAGCCCUCGGACCAGAACGCGAACAGCCAAGCCGGCGGCGGCGCGAACGCGGUGAACGGCGAGGAAUACGGUGGUGGCCAGCAGGAGCUGCAACAAGGUCAGGGACUGGAUCAACAGCCCUACACGCAGGUAUGUUAUAGCUCUAGCUCUUUCACGUAAUAGGAAGCGUUGUAUCAGCAGUAUCAACAACAGCAGCAGCUGCAAAACAUGCUGUAUCAGCAGCAGUUGUAUCAGCAGGCGGCGCCAUCAGCACUUUAUGUUCCUGGCAAUGGCUAUGGAAGCUUUAUGCCCGCGAUGCCCGGAUCAUUUUGCUCACCGAAUACCUAUUGCUACGGCGGGUCGUCAUGCUUGAAUGGGCUGUGCAUGUGCCGGCCGGGGUAUCGAUCCAUCAAUGGAGUUUGCCAAGUUCACAGGGUCGCGCUGGGCGAUCCCUGUGCAGUUAAUGAACAAUGCGUUACAAAUGGAAUAUGUCAAGAUGGAGUGAGUCAAAAUCGGGUAAAAUAAUGUCUGUUUAGGUAUGUUCAUGCGGUCGUGGCAUCCAUUUCCGCCAUCGUCAUCGGUGCCCGGACCGGGUAACGGCCCGACCAGGAGAGGAAUGCACCAAUAAUCAAGUCUGCGCCUUCAAUUCGGUUUGUGGAACCACCAGCGGGGUAUGCGAAUGUCCUGUUGGGCUCGAGACGACAGUGUCCAGAGGAGCCGGUGAAUGUGUCCCCACGAUGAGACCACGAGGAACCAUAUGUCUGGCUUCCGGACAAUGUCACAAAAACAGUUACUGCGACAACGGCUUUUGUAUGUGCAAGUCCGGAUUUGUUGUCGGACCCGAUGGGAUAUGUCUUCCCCAACCCAAGGCGGUAGUCGACGAUCCGAAUGUCUUUAUGAGUCCGGAGCAUCAUCAUCCUCCCGAAAUCAACUUCCAUCCCAAAAGCGUGGAAGCCUUCCAUUCCCGAAAGAAACUUGUGACUCCAACGCCACCUGAGAUGAAGGCCGAGAAGCGCGUUCAUACAGUUGUUACUUCAGCCCCAGGAGAGUUUUGUGCCACAACAAAAUUAUGCUCCGGAAAUGCUAUCUGCGUUCACGGCUACUGUAAAUGCCCGGAUGGAACAAAAGUUAGCGGGCGACGUUGUGUAGCGCCAGUUGCCCGCAAUAUCCGCCGAAGUCCAACGCAACGGCCGCCCUACUCCCCGCCCCGAAAUGAGAUCAUGUUUGCGCCGUCAAAGAAGACGAUAAACAUUAACGAACUCAGCCAGCUAGUUCAGCCCUUCUCCAGAUGCGACUUGAAAAAGCAAUGCGUUGAUGGAGCGAUAUGCGCGACAAUUCCGUCGAUUGGAAAGGUGUGUAUCUGCGAUCCAAGCCGCAUCUUCUUCAUGGGAAUCUGCAUUAAGAAGCGCGAAGACAUCAAGGUUGCGAGGAUCGGCGAUCGUUGCAACAUCCAGCAUAUUUGUGAGAACGGCUCGGAGUGUGUGCGCGGGGUUUGUCGCUGUCCAUUGGAGCGUCGUGAGAAGUCCGGGUUCUGUCUGCGCGAAGCGAAACCCGGCGAAAGUUGUCAGCAGGACGAGUUCUGUGCUCCAAAUUCCGUCUGCCGCACCGAGGUCGGUGCCUGUGUUUGUCCGGUGGGCUCGUCGGCAACAGAUGCCGGUUGCACUCGAAACGCCAAAGUCCCAUAUCACAAGCUGAAAGAAGUGAAGAACGCUUUGCCAGGCCAACUGUGCGAUACGAAUCUCAAAUGCACCAAUGGCUCCAGAUGCACCGGGUUCGGGUUCUGCGAGUGUCCGCAAAACUUUGCCCUGGUGCAUAGUAUGUGCAUAGAGGCGGACAAAGUCAGACGUCCCGGCGAACAAUGCAAUCCGGACACCACGAUUUGCACUGCGAAUUCUUGGUGCAAGGACGGAUGGUGCAGAUGUUUGAACAAACAACAUCCCCAUGAUGGCAAAUGCGGGUUUACCUAUUUGGAUGUGAACGUUGGAGCACCGAAUACGAUGCAUCAUCCAUCGCUGGUGGGGAAUUAUUUGAGUCAUCUUCCAAAGCACGAAAACGGCGACGAGUACAGUCCGAAUCUUAACCCGCCUCCAAUCGUCUUCCAAACGAAGAGCAAUGGACCAUUUGCGGCGCCCAAGUAUGUGUUGCCCAUGCACAUGAGCAGCGAAAUACCUGACGGUCUACAUAAUGUCACAAUAAUUGAGAAGCCAACAAACGAAUCCAUUUUUGAACCAAUUAUGGAUUUUUCCCAAGACAAUGAAGGGGUUUCGGUGAAUAGUAUCAACUCUAUUGACUUCAAUCCUCACAACCCAGUCCUGAUUCCUCAUUUUAUCCCAACCACAAUGCGACCUCGACCGCUGAAGCCAAUCAACUCAAAUACUUUUCCAUUUAACACAAAACACACCCAGAUUCCAUUGCCUUUACCGGGGAACGAUCAUAUCAGGGUGUUCAAACUGGAACACAAAUGUAUCACCAGCAUUGACUGCCCAAUCGGAUCGUAUUGCAUGUACUCGAGAUGCUUCUGUGACAACCUACCACUGAGAAAUACUACAAGAGUGACUGCGGGGACUUGUCGGACCUCGCAAGACUGCAUUGAGCCGCUGACUUGCGUUGGAGGAAUGUGUAUUUGUGUGCCCGCUGCAACAGCUUCGACGAAAACCACAGCUUCCACAAAGAGGCCAAAAGCGAUGACCGAUGUCAGCGUUCAACCAAAAAGGCCAACAACGGGACGCUCAUACAAGCGAAAGACAACAACGACAACUACCACUACCCCGUCAACCAUUGAAGAGGAAAUCGAGGAGGAAUUUGAGGAAUACGAAGACUUCAGCGAGGAAGAAGUGACAACGGAAACCUCAAAACGUCGUGCGUUGAAGACCACGACACCAAACGUACCGUCUGUCUACGUGAAGUGCAACAACUCCAGACCCUGCGCGUUGGAUGCGGAAUGCCGUAGAGGUCGCUGCGUCUGCAUUGACCCGAUGAAACGGCUGGCUUUUCGCGAAGGACGACCGGUGUGCGAGUUCGUGAGAGAAAAAUUUCCGACCACAACGCCCGAUCCCAUUGAGGAAAUCGUUACGCCACCUCCAAGGCGAGGCGAGAUUGGCUGGAAAUGCGAAUUCAGCGCGCAAUGCAACCGACGGCUAACUUGUGUGCAAGGCAUUUGUUUAUGCGUCUCGGCUGUCGACAAUCCGUGCGGACAUGAUGUGAAAGGCAGAGUUGGAGGGACAACUCCGGUUGUGCCUACGGUACAUUCUCGACUGCUCGAGAGCAAGUUGGUCAAACGGCCAAAGCGAGGUAACCAAACAUUUCACAGUCGCACAGGUUACGGGUAAGGCAAGGAGGUACAGAUUCGCGCUGAACAAAUUGGUUUCUGUUUGCUUGAACUAACAGUGUGCUGUUCUGUACUAACAACUAACCCCACUAAUGUUGUGUAUGACAAAUUUCAUGUAUCAAUUAUGUGAUUACAGAGAAAACAACUGAAAUUCCACCGGGCGGUAGCUGUGCGGCAGGCGAAAAAUGUGUUGGCGGCUCGGUGUGCCAUCGCGGAUGGUGUGUGUGUCCCGAUCCGCUGAUGGUGAUCUACGGGGGAGAGUGUAGGAAACCAACAUACCAACAGGUCUCCGCGUACGGUCGACCAUCCAGUCCGGCUGCUCCUCCUCCGACACAAGCCACUCAACCGCCUACCCGACCUCCGCAACAACAGGAGACGGUAGCGCAACAAGUUUACGGGACUUUGUCCGGAAACAGAGUCAACUCUGCUCCCUUGAAUUCCAUGAAGUCUGCGAACGGAGGAAACCUGCUGCAGCCGCGAACGAUUGCGCCGGGAAAACAGUGUGGUAAACAUUACCUUGAAAUACAGUCAAGUCUCCGUACAACAAAGCACAAAGGCUAAAAAAUAUUACAAUUCCUUAAAGGCUUCGUUGUAACCUAAAAAUUUAGCCUUGACACCAUCAAAAUGGUUCUUUAUAGAGAGGCUUUGUUGUAUGAAACUUCGUUGUGCAGAGCUUCUAGAGUACUGUAAAUGCAUUAAAAAUUUGUUUUAGGCCCUCUUGACCAAUGUGCUGGAGGUUCGGUUUGUGUAAGUGGCUACUGCUUGUGCCCAUCCGGUAUGGCACCAGAUGCAAAUGGAAUAUGUAAACCACGGGGAAAUGUCGCGCAGAAACCGGUGUUGGCCGAGGUUCAACAUCAGAGUGAGUUCGCUAAUCAAAACGUUGCUGUUGAGUAUAACUUAAAGCGAGUGUAACAAAAGGGCGUGUAGAGGCGAUACAGCGGUGUAAUAAAAAAUAAUCGACUAAACCAACGUAAUAUCAUAUAAAAAGAGAUAUUCCUAAUCACCGAGUUGUUGUAACCCCAUAAAAUCACUAUCGAGAUGACUGGUGAGGCCACGGAAGCUAAUGUCACCAAAAUUAGGUCCGAACCAACAACAGCUUUAGGUCCCGCAAGUUUUGCCUACGACAACACCCGACCCGCUUUUACCCUCAAGCCUAUUCCUUUCGCUUUUAACCCGUCCAUCGCUAAAUCCCCCCAACAAUUGGACGAAUGUCAAGAGAUUGGGCUGCAUUGCAAGGGCGGCACAAUAUGCGUCGAUAAGACCUGCCAAUGCCCAAUGGAUCAGACCAUGCUCAACGAUGAAUGUGUUCCGUUACCGCCCCGAUCUUCCUUGGACGAAUGCCGUCACUUCCAUUCGAUGCGGAGCGGAAAGUUGACGGCCGCCUCUACCGCCCUUUUGAACUCGCCGUUUUGCCAAAAAUACGCUUACUCGAGGUGGCCGAGGAGGGCGCCCAAACGUUUCAACAGCACAUUUGACUUGAUUUCAGAGCUAGUCUAUGCCAGACCCACCGAAAGCUGCGCCAGCGGCGAGAUUUGCACUGGUGGCGCGAUUUGUCAACAACGGACUGUAAGUUUGGGGAUGGCAAAAAGCAGGUGUAAUUACAAUAAACUGUUUAGAAAUGUGUCUGCCCUGACAACAAACCAAUCAUUCGCAACUUUAUCUGCAUUGAACACCCAAAUCCAACAGCAGUACCGAAGUGGGCAUGCGAAGGGGACGUUAAAUGCCCCGAGAACUCAACGUAGGUCAUUCAAAACAGCUCCCACUCUAUUUCUAGUUGCGAUGGCGGCGAUUGUAAAUGCCAAGAUGGAUAUGUGAAACAAGGGGACAAGUGUGUCAUGUUGCCAAGAGAGAAGAACGGAGAAAAAGUUGGUCUCCCGCCAGGUAAGCGAAUCGUCUUUUAAGGUUAAAACCUGCAUCGCAUAUCUCUAAUACAAGCUUCGUUUACAAUGUUGUUUAGCAAGGCCAACACAAUCGCCGCCCAAGGUGAUAAAGCCUACUAACCCGCCGGCUUCGAAUGUAGUUCUAACCCCCGCUGAGGUGCUUAAAAUUCAACAAGCGCGGCUGCAACAGUACGCCAUCGAGCAACAAGCGCAGCCCCCGCAUUCGAAUGUUGUACGACUUCAGCCGCGCGCCGUCCCACGGAUAUCGGGCCCUCGGUUGCAGCGGCCGACACCUCGGCCGGAAGAGACUUUUUCUAUCGCGAAUGGCGCCAAGGACAUCAAAGAGCUUGGCGCUGACAACGCCAAAGCGAACUGCCCGCCGGGAGUGUCGCCACUGUACGACGACGAGAGCGGACGGCUACGAAUAUGCAAUGGAAUGGAACCCCAUUGUCCGCCCCGCUCCUAUUGCUAUGUGACGGGGAUGGCGUCGGCGGACUACAACUGCUGUAAAGUCUGAUAUAUGUAUACUUCAACAACACACAAAAUCUCAUUGGCCAUUUGUUACAAUGUUGUGCUUUACGCUUUCCAAACGCUUUUCUAACUUAUUCGAUAUAUUGUACAGACGAGAAAUAAAGAGCUUUCUAAAAUCUGCUCUGGCGCUUUGGAUAGUCCUUCAAGGGUCUUUAGAAUUACAAAGGAUUAGAUCGUUAUGAGUUUCCGAAUUGCAAUGUUUUAGCUCAUAAAUACGCCAAACCCGGCCGUCUUUGCAAUCAAGGCCAGCUGUGUACUGGUGGAUCGAUCUGCGACAGCUCCUCGAAGGUUUGUUGGUGUGCGAAACGCCACACCAUCGUUAACGGAACCUGCACCAACAACACAAUGUCAUCAGUUCUGGGGGAAAACUGCGACGACAAAAAGAGUUGUCAAUCAGGCGCUGUUUGUGUCGAUGGUGUAUGUAAAUGCCCCGAGGGAUAUAUUGAAGAAGAGGGGUUCUGCACCAAACUUGGUAAGGUGAACGAGACAGCAGUUUAUUAUAUUUAUUAUGCCUUUAGUUCAACGAAAACGAUUCAAGUCGUAUCGCUAUUAUGAGCCAACUCUAGGGGCUGCAAGAUGUCAGCCAGAGCUGUGUCGACCGCCCGACUGUUUCUGCUCUCUAACCGGUAAGUACAAGUAUUUGUAGCAUAAUUUUCUUCAGGCCGAACACCUCCAAUCAACGUCCCAAAAGACCAGCUUCCUCAAAUCGUCGUCCUAACCUUUGACGAUCCCGUUAACGACAAAUCAAUGCGUGAUUACGUUGAGAUCUUCCAGUUUAUCAAUUUCACAUCUCCUAGUGGCUGCUCCGUAAAAGGAACCUUCUUUGUCUCCCACGAAUGGACCAACUACAAUCAAGUGGAGCAGUUGGCUGACCAUGGCCACGAAUUGGCUUCGAAUUCAAUUACGUGGGUCUGAAUGGACAUACGGCUAGAGUCAUUGAAAAAUACUAAGGUUUUAUGUUUCAGUCAUCGUCUGUUAACCUUCGCCAAUUACUCCGACUGGCUGAUCGAGAUGGAUGGACAGCGGAAAAUGUUGGCACGGUAUGCAAAUGUGGACGAAAGUCAAAUUAUUGGAAUGAGAGCUCCACAACUGGGCCUCGGUGGAGAUUUACAGUACAAGGUGCGUUACAGGGGGCAUUGUCUUUUUGAGAAGCUUUACUGUAAUGAGCUGUAUCGGAAUUUAUGGACAUCAAUUUUUCGGUGCUUAAUGUAUAGCAAUAGUAUUAUACAUAGUACUUGAUUCCCAGCUCUUACUACCCUAAUAUCUCGUUCAGAUGGCCCAGCAAUCCGGCUUUAUCUAUGACAAUUCCAUUAGCGUCGAUUCCGGGAUAAAUUGGGAACCCUUCUGGCCCCAGACCCUGGAUUACUCACUGCCUUUUGCCUGCGAAUCCGAUCACUGCCCUCGAUCCUCCAUACCGGGUCUGUGGAUGAUCCCCAUGAACGUUUAUUAUGGCCACACCUUGAAGUCGCCGAUGCUUCAAGGAAUCUUGGCUGGAGACGAAGACGAUGCCGAGAUUCUUCGACUAUUGGACAUGAACUUCCAGCGAUAUUACACUAGGAACAAGGCACCGUUUGUGAUAAAUCUGAGCAACGAUUUCUUGCAAAGGGAUGGGGGCGUUGGAAUGAGGGCGUUGAAAAGGUUAGUACAGAGAAAAUUAAGGGCAAAAAGUCACCUUAACGUGUUGUUUUUCUUUGUAAAAUACGCGCGUCAGAACCAACGAGACCUUUUCAGUUUCCUCCUGCAACUCCAUCAGCUCCCGGACGUCCAUUUCAUGACUCUCCGAGAACUUGUGGACUGGAUGAGAGCCCCGCUGACCCAUCAACAACUGCUGACCAAACGACAAUGCGGACUGUACAGCUACACUCCCCCAAUUGUACCUCGAACUUGCUUGUCGCCGAACAAGUGCAUGUACAACACACCGUAUUUGGGGCAGUCGGAGCAUAUCUUUUACACCUGCAAUCGAUGCCCUCUGACGUAUCCGUGGAUUUAG
Molecule: messenger RNA, 20391 nt
Organism: Bursaphelenchus xylophilus (pine wood nematode)
Lineage: Eukaryota; Metazoa; Nematoda; Chromadorea; Rhabditida; Aphelenchoididae
Source: the annotation of a GenBank genome assembly